Solanum pennellii is the source of this 1389-nucleotide messenger RNA. Its product is annotated as WRKY transcription factor 71-like. Gene Ontology annotation, molecular function: sequence-specific DNA binding; DNA-binding transcription factor activity. The transcript is spliced from 3 exons. The record is from RefSeq and is a predicted model, not a curated record. Gene Ontology annotation, biological process: regulation of DNA-templated transcription. NCBI's taxonomy places the organism in Eukaryota, Viridiplantae, Streptophyta, Magnoliopsida, Solanales, Solanaceae. The coding region runs from base 1 to 969 and encodes 322 amino acids.
AUGUCUGAUAAUAACCCUUUUAAUCAUGAUUAUGCAUUUCCUUUCUUUGGUGAAAAUCCCUCAAUUUAUGGUAAUCAAGCCAAUAACACACAAAACCCUCAUCAUAAUCAUCAUGAUUUUGACUAUUCUUCAUCUUAUAUGAGUAAUCUCACAGAGUGUUUACAUGGAGGGUCAAUGGAUCAUUACAACACUUUGUCAAGUGCUUUUGGGAUGAAUAAUUGUUCAUCAUCCUCUGAAGUUGUUUGUCCACAACCAUCAAUAGAUCAUCAUCAAGAAUGUUCUAGAAAGAAUAUUAAUAGUGUUGAUAAUCAAAUUCCAUUAACACCUAAUUCAUUAAUCUCUUCAUCUUCUAAUAGUGAGGCUGGUGGAUGUCAUGAAGAAGAUUCUUCAAAAAUCAAGAAAGAUGAUGAUCAGUGUGAAUUAGAUGGAGAUGAUGAUGAUGAUGAUAAUAAGUCUAAGAAAGUGGGGAAAUUGGCAAAGAAGAAAGGAGAAAAGAAACAAAAGGAACCAAGAUUUGCAUUUAUGACCAAGAGUGAGAUUGAUAAUCUUGAAGAUGGCUAUAGAUGGAGAAAAUAUGGUCAGAAGGCAGUGAAGAACAGUCCUUUUCCAAGGAGUUAUUAUAGGUGCACAAGUCAAAAGUGUAGUGUGAAGAAACGUGUUGAAAGAUCAUAUGAAGACCCAUCAAUUGUGAUCACUACAUAUGAAGGCCAACAUAACCAUCAUUGUCCAGCUACUCUUAGAGGAAAUGCUGCUGCUGCUUUAUUAUCUCCAUCCUUUUUAUCCUCCACACAACAACAAUUAUAUCAUAAUCCAAAUGAACAACAAAUUUUCUAUAAUCCAAAUAUUCCUAUAAAUAAUUCCUUCUAUAAUAAUAAUUAUCAUCAACAACAACCUCAAUUAGGCCCUGACUAUCAAUAUGGACUAUUUCAAGAUAUGGUUGCAUCAUUGAUCAACAAAAGAGAGCCAUGAGCAUUUAGUGAAGUACUAAAACAUUUAAUGCAAUUUUAUGACUUUAUAUGUAUUGAUUAUGAUGAUGUUUUAAUUUAUUCUUGUGUAAUUAAAAAUUGUGUAGCUAAUUAACUAGAACUAUAUAUAGUCUAGUGUCUUAAGUAUCAGUCUUGGAGCAACGAUAAUAUUGUAUUUUUGUCGUAUAUAUGUCACAGGUUCGAGUGAUAUAUAUAUAUAUAUUAAUUUAGGUGACCCUUUUUCGAACCCUACGUAGAUGGGAUGUUUUGUGUACUGAACUGGACUGAAUGUUUUUUUUUUUGUGUGUGUUGCGUGUCAUAGUUUGGAGGAGAUGGGUUGAAGGAUAUAUGGUUUUAUUUUUAGUUAUUUGCAUGUGGGAUGAUUAACCAUUUAUAUUAAAUGAAGAUGCUUAUUUUUUGAUGA